GUCAGUUUGGUUGAUUUAUAUCCAACUUUCUGGUCCCUCGGAAGUGGCAGUAUGAUGUCGAAUGGAUAGUAUCGAUUUGCUUUUGGUCCUAACGUCUAACUUCCUUCAAGUCCUUCAAAGUUGCUCACAGUUUGUCAUCAAUUGUUGGUCUGUAGACAAGCUCAGGGACAUACUGCACUUUUCCAGCUCAUUUCAAAAGCUGUUCCAAAAUUUGGGAGAAUCUGAAAAGGAUGCUCUCACCGCAUUUGUGCCGUCGUUGCAGCCACACUUUCCGCAUCUGCCUUUGAAGUCAUCCUCUACUCUGGAAUUAGAAAACGCUGUACAAUCAAUUUUACAUGUCCUGAAAGAAAACACUCACCUUACACAGAAUCAACGUGACUGCAUUUUCGAAUUUUGUUUGGAUGAAAGUUCGGAGGCCAUUCGAUUUCAGUCGACCCCCACGGAGCUGUUCGGUUGGACAACUGAGCUGGCCAAUAGUGUGGAAUCCCAUCUCUUUAUUUCGCACCUGGUCGAACUGAAUACUCAGGAUCCCGAGAAACUGUUGUUAUUUCUUGACUCUUCUUUCGUAACUGACCCUGAGUACCUGACCGAAUUAAUUAUUCGCACUCUGGAACAUCUGACCUACACCUUUUCGCUUCAGAAUGAAGCAGUGGCCAAAACGUUGCUCCACUGGCUCUCAACCGCCGUGCUUCGCUCGAAAUCGAUCCGUUCCAUUCUGGCUCGUUGUAGCCCUCAACGCCUUCGAGAUCUUGCUCUUUGUCUUCCUGGAUUCGAAGCCUGUUUGUUCAAUCUUUUUCAGACCUCGAACCCGUUGGACACCGGUGAUGAUUGUCCAUCUACUGAGGUCCUGUGCACUCUAGUUGGUUGUCUUGCGAACUCCCUCCCUUGUGGACCGAAGUUACUGGCAAUGGUCGAAAAUCUUGCAGCUUUGGAACCUAACGGUCUUUGGAGUGAUGUCUGUCGUUUAUUGUCCGAAAACCGUUGUUUGUGAAAAUAAUCAUUCGCUUCUUAGAUGGCCUGAAAAUGCCGCAUUUCUUCAUGUCGUGAUGGUCAGUAGAAGUGAAAUACUAUAAUGGAUUGAUUGUCGCCUCUUUUUCCUGUCUCCACUCUAUGACUAUUGAAGCGUUAUUGACACACACCAGCAUUUACACUUGCAUUUGAACAUCGGUAUUCAUCACUGAUGUUGGUGAUCGUGGAACUAAAUAUUUUAGUUUUUUAUUGUUGAUACAACCAUGUUCUCUUUUCAUCGAAUGAUCCUUAUUGUCGGUUCAGUAUAGUAGAUUAUUUUACAGACGGAUU
Molecule: messenger RNA, 1299 nt
Organism: Opisthorchis viverrini
Lineage: Eukaryota; Metazoa; Platyhelminthes; Trematoda; Opisthorchiida; Opisthorchiidae
Exons: 7
Coding region: 62-991 (309 amino acids)
Source: RefSeq, a predicted model, not a curated record